GGUUUGUAUAAAGAUCAAAGAGUGUUAAAUUCACUUCUGUCAUCUUCACUAUUUCAAACAAAACCAAGAAAAAGUUAGAAUUUCUUUUGCAUUUUUGGUUGCUGCCAUUCUUGCAAAAUCUUAAUAUUCAAGAAAGUAUAGGUUAAAGCAAAUGAAAUGCACAAAUAAACUAUAUAACAGGUAAAUAAUAUAUGGACCGACAACAUGCCCAAUCAGCUGAUGCAACUGCUUUACAUAUCGGACACGGCGCCUCCGAUCAGCCGGUGCCACCGGAGGAUUUGGUUGCUCAAGAAAAGAAGAAGAAGCCUCUGCAAGCUCGUUAUGUGUAUGGCAUAAUCUUCUUUAUUACAAAUCUUAAGGCUUGGUUCUUUCGUGACUAUGGUCAAAAGAUUCUAUUUCAGUACUUCAAUUAUAUAAAAGCUUGCGGAGUUGACGGAGAAGAUUGCUGUCGUACAUUGGGAGUUCUUCGAGUCAGCUUAGGAUGUUUUAUAUAUUUCUUUGUUAUGUUUGGCACUACAAUAAGAACAAGAAAAUUAUACGAAGCUGGCAAUUUGUGGCAUUCAGGAUGGUGGACAUUGAAGAUUAUUCUGUUGAUUGUUUCAAUGGGAGUUCCUUUUUUCUUACCUUCAAAUUAUAUUCAAAUAUAUGGUGAAAUAGCUCGCAUUGGUGCUGGGAUUUUUCUUGCUCUCCAACUUGUAAGUGUUAUUGAGUUCAUUAAUUGGUGGAAUAGCUACUGGAUGCCUAAGGAAAUAAAUAAAAGUUGCUCAUUUGGAUUGUUCAUGUCAACAAUUUUUUACAUAGCUUCUGUAUGUGGAAUUGGAGUGAUGUACAAUCACUAUGGCAGUAGUCUUAAGUGUUCUUUAAACAUAUUCUUCAUUACUUGGACUGCAAUUCUUCUUUUAGUCAUCAUGGCUAUAUCCUUACAUUCAAAGGUCAAUAGAGGCCUUUUAUCUUCAGGAAUCAUGGCUUCAUACCUUGUAUUCUUGUGUUGGUCUGCUAUAAGAAGCGAACCUGUGAAUGAAAAAUGCAACAAACGAAGCCAAGCUCAUGGAAAUAGCGAUUGGACCAACAUUCUUAGCUUUCUAAUUGCAAUAUGUGCCAUUGUCAUGGCCACAUUUUCCACCGGCAUCGAUUCGCAAUCAUUUCAGUUCCGCAAAGAUAAAGUUGAAGAAGACGAUGAUGUUCCGUAUGAUUACGGGUUUUUCCACAUGGUAUUCGCCUUCGGAGCUAUGUAUUUCGCAAUGUUAUUUAUCAGCUGGAACCUAAACAACUCGGCACGAAAGUGGAGUAUCGAUGUUGGAUGGGCUAGUACGUGGGUCAAAAUUGUGAACGAGUGGUUCGCUGCCACAGUAUAUUUAUGGAAACUGAUAUCUCCGGUAGUGAGACAGCCUAAAGUCACUGAUCUGGAGGGACCAAAUGAAGCUGAGAGAUGAAAAUUGUAGUCCUUUAUUAGAGUUAUAUUGUUAUUAUUUCUUCACCAUUUUUUAAUUGUAAUCUCCAUGGUGCUCUAUUCUUUAAGCCUAUAAUUUAAUAUAUCAUAUAGCAAGUUUUUUUCUCAAA
Molecule: messenger RNA, 1560 nt
Organism: Mercurialis annua (annual mercury)
Lineage: Eukaryota; Viridiplantae; Streptophyta; Magnoliopsida; Malpighiales; Euphorbiaceae
Exons: 12
Coding region: 192-1433 (413 amino acids)
Cellular component (GO): membrane
Source: RefSeq, a predicted model, not a curated record